GUGUCGGUUCCGUGUAGUAAACUCUGCGCCGCGCCGCAAACGGUGAAGCGCUCACCGCGGAGAGCCACUCACCGCCCGAGGAGUCGCACAGCGGGACAAAAGCAGGAGACAGCGCCGGGGGAGGCUUCCAGCAGCAGAAAAGUGAUCAGUCGCUGACACUCCCACGGCACACUUUUGGCUGAGGAAACGAGUUGUGCCUGUCUGUGGGUGGCCUGCCAAGAACCUGCAAGCAGCAGUAGCAGGUUGUGAGAGAGAGAGAGAGAGAUAGAGAGCACAAGCUGCAUUGUGCAAUGGCUCUGUUGACCCUGCACAGGAUCCCUUCCACCUCCACCGCUCCAGAUGAAAGCUUCCAACGAAGAGGGAGACUCCAGAAAAGGGAGAGCUUCGCCCUGGUCAAGGGAGCAGUCCUCCUGCUGGAAGAGGCCGAAAGGGAGGGGCCCCAUGAGGAGACCUCACCCCUUCACAGCACGCCCCUGAAGCAGGAGGGCGGAGCCUCAGACACGCAGCACAGGCACCUGCACGCCAUGGUCGCACAGCUCAGACCAGAGGACACCAUCAAGCUGGCGGUACAGUUGGAGUCCGUCAGCCCAGUCAGAGUCAGGUAUCUGAUUGUGGUCUCCACCCUCAGCAAUAAACAGGAGAGCAUCCUGCUGGGCAUGGAUUUCCCCAGCUCGGACAGUGAUCAGUGCACCAUCGGCCUGGUUCUGCCGGUAUGGAGCGACACGCAGGUGUACCUGGACGGAGAUGGUGGUUUUAGCGUGACCUCAGCAGAAGAGACCAGAAUUUUCAAGCCUGUUUCUAUGCAGACCAUGUGGUCAGUGCUGCAGGCGUUGCAUGGCUCCUGCGAGCGUGCCGUUAAGGGAGCAGUGAUCCCAGGCAACGGCCUGAACUGGGCGCAGUAUUACCACGGCCACAUAGAAUCAGACCGCAUCUGCCUUAACGAGUGGGAGGCCAUGAACGACCUGGAGUCUGUUCGGAAGGACAGUGAUGGACAGAGCUCAUCAGACAGACUGUCUAAAGAGAUGCUGAUCAAGGAGCACCUGAGAGACAUCAUGAGGACUGAAGACCUAGAGUCCCUCACAUCUAAAAUGGUGCGCGCUGCACUUGAAUCCAGGAUAGGUUUCGACAUGCGGCCCUACAAAGAAUACAUCGACAACGAGAUGAUGGUCACCAUGGCUCAGAUGGACAAACCCUCCAAGAUAUUGGACUACCUUUUUCUGGGCUCUGAGUGGAAUGCAGCAAACUUUGAGGAGCUGCAGAAAAACAAUGUGGGCUACAUCCUGAAUGUGACCAGGGAGAUCGACAACUUCUUCCCCGAGUCUUUCAACUACAUGAACAUUAGAGUGUAUGACGUGGACGCCACUGACCUGCUCUCCCACUGGACGGACACAUACAACUUCAUCAACACUGCCAGGAAGAGUGGGCAGGCAGUGCUGGUGCAUUGUAAGAUGGGCGUGUCCCGCUCUGCGUCCACGGUGAUAGCCUUCACCAUGAAGCAGCAGCGCUGGCCGCUCGAUGUGGCCCUGGCCUACGUUAGGGACCGGCGUCCCAUCAUCAAGCCCAACGAUGGCUUUAUGAAGCAGCUACACACCUACAACGGCAUCCUCAAUGCAAGUCAGCAGCGCCACAGCGCGCUCUGGAGGCGCAAGUCGAGAGAGCAAAGGAAGAUGUCACUGAACAAGGAGGACGGGAAGGAGGAGGGAGAGAGUGAAGAAGAGGAGGAAGAGGAGGAGGACGAGGAGGAUGAGGGGCUUGAGGAGGAAGAGGAUCUAGAGAGUGCAGAUGAAUUAGAUGAGGCAGAGGGAGACAAGGAGGAGGAGGUAUUUGAAGAACCCAAGCCUCAGUCUGAAGGCAAACAGGACACCCCACUGGCAGGAUCCCCAGCUGCCAAUCCCAUCAUCACCAUUCAAGAGCCGGGCAAGAUGUCUCCCAGCGUUAACCGCAGCGGCAGGAUGAACCUCUUCUCCCUCAUGCAGUCCAUCAGUGAACUAGAUGAUGAAGAGAAAGGGCGUGAGCAGUUACCCGGCAGUCCGAGGAGGUCCCCGGGCCAGCGGAGGCGCAGCCACGGGAGAAAGGGUCUAAUUCACCAGAGAGCCUGUGUGGAUAUUUCACCUGAGCCACGCAGCCAGCCUGACGCCGGGCUCAGCAAAUCUUAAAGAGAUGAGAGAGAUGAGCGCUGGAGGUCUGGAGGGAGGAGGGGAGGCCUGUGGAGGAGGCGGAGAGAACAUGGUGUGUGUCAGGACAAAAUAUCAGUGAGAAACUGUUUUCUGCACCCGCUCAGAUCAUAAAUAUGGUUAGAAUUUGCCAAGAUAUUUAUAUACUGAUGCUCUAUUGCCUGGCUUUAUAUUCUGCAUUAUGUAAUAAUGACGGACGUUUUAAUUUAUGUUCUCCAAGCUGUUUUAUUGCACAGAUCUGUUGAUGUGUUAUGAUUGGUGGCUGUGUGUCGAUGAAAGGAUUGUGCCCUGCUGCAGUAUUGUACAACCGGAUCAGUCACAUGACCGCUGCACAGGCGUACCCGGGGGCUGAAGUCAGUGUCUGUGUUCACUUUUGUAUUUAGAGUUGAUGCUGUUUUGAUCCUGCUACAUAAACAUGUGCAGAUCUCUUCCCCCGCUCAGCGCCCUCUCUCUCUCUCUUCUCUCUCUCUCUCUCUCUCUCUCUCCUGGCCUCCCCUCCUCCCUCACCCCGUCACUCUCCGCUCUCAGAUCAUCGCUCCACGUAGAUCAAAUCUAUGCAAUUACAGUUCCAGUGUCUCUCUCCUCUGUAAAUAAGAGGUCGUAUGCUGCCGGACUGGGUUAGCAUUUUUGGACUUCAUCGAUUUCAUAUUCCUAUCACAACUUCAUAUCGCAUUUCUUAUCGAGACAAAAAGUCUUUUUCACGAGACUAAAAUGAUUUACAGGUGGGAGAUUUUAUCGUAGAUUAUUAUAUCUAAGCUGUGCAUUAUGGACCAAGUUAGGGCCAGUUCCGUGGCACAGGCCCGUAUGCCAAACGUUCUCCAUCGUGCCAAUGAGUAUUUUCAGCUAACAACAGAGGAUAUUGAAAAUAACGUUUAUUGAAGUUUUUAAAUCAGUAUGUCGAGAACCAGUGUGUGUAUUUUUAUUUUUUACCGUUGCGGCUACAUGAAACCUAUCGUUGCUACAUGAGUGCCUUCAACCUGAGACUAAGAUGGCUGUCUGUCAUGUGUUUGUGUGUGUUCACUAUGAGGGGGGCGGCUUCUCCUGUUCUACUGUCUCUCACUCAGCUGGACGGCAGCGUAAACCUACUUUGCAAGCAUUGCAUGUGUGAGGAUACAUGACUUUUACACAUUGUAGCCGAUGAACCGGGUGCAUGUCGGUGUCUGUUUUUAUACCUGUGAAAGAGUGAAGUGUUCAAAGUUUCCCAUGUAUUUAUAUCGGUGUUAUAACGGAUCAAAGCGAAUUUACUCGGUAUUAUCUUCUCAGAUUUUUGGAGAUUGAUUCUAAAGUGGAUUACUCUUAGUUUUUUUCACGCUGGCAUUCCCGUUGUGUCCACUUUCAUCUUGACUAAUGCUAACGUCACUUCACUGGUUCCACUCAUGACGUGCUCGCCUUCGAAAAACCAUCAUGCACUUUAUAAUUCCACAUCGCACACGGUUCCACCGCCUGAGCCAACGUAAUGUUAUGCUGUACUAUGAUCAAAUCGAUAUAUUUUUUAAAUCUUCUCAAUGAUAUCUCCGUGCAUUAAUGUGUUGAACUAUCCACUGUUUCUAUCACACUCUUUUGUUUACAGUUAGCAUUGUAUGAGUGAAAAAUAAAGGAUUUUACUGAGA
Messenger RNA from Myripristis murdjan (pinecone soldierfish), 3784 nucleotides. RefSeq names its product protein phosphatase Slingshot homolog 3. Bases 291 to 2156 code for a protein of 621 amino acids. The record is from RefSeq and is a predicted model, not a curated record. Gene Ontology annotation, biological process: protein dephosphorylation; negative regulation of actin filament polymerization. The transcript is spliced from 17 exons. Gene Ontology annotation, molecular function: phosphatase activity; actin binding. Lineage: Eukaryota; Metazoa; Chordata; Actinopteri; Holocentriformes; Holocentridae.